This is a messenger RNA of Camelina sativa (false flax), 648 nucleotides long. Its product is annotated as transcription initiation factor IIF subunit alpha. Gene Ontology annotation, molecular function: RNA polymerase II general transcription initiation factor activity; DNA binding; TFIIF-class transcription factor complex binding. The record is from RefSeq and is a predicted model, not a curated record. Gene Ontology annotation, biological process: positive regulation of transcription elongation by RNA polymerase II; transcription initiation at RNA polymerase II promoter. Gene Ontology annotation, cellular component: nucleus; transcription factor TFIIF complex. NCBI's taxonomy places the organism in Eukaryota, Viridiplantae, Streptophyta, Magnoliopsida, Brassicales, Brassicaceae.
AUGGCGACGAACAAGUGUAACCGAUGUGGUUCCAACACCAAUCUGGGGUUAAUCAACUGCAGGCACGAGAGGGUUUGCUUGAAAUGUGCCAAAUCAAUGGCGGAAAGGAAAGAACCGUGUCGCUUUUGUGGAGUUGCAUUCACCAUUCUGCAUAAGGAAUUUGCUGUUCGUCUUUGCUCGGCCGACGAUAAGAAAAAGUACUUCGCUGCUGCAUUCAAGAAUGGUCCUCCGGAUUUCGCAAACGACCAUCAAUGGUCUCUGGUUAAACAAUCGCAAUCUUCUGAUGCUAAUGCUAUCGACGCGGAGGUGAUGAAUAAGGAUCCGUGGAUCUUGGAGAAUCAAGAAGGCAUCAAGUACAAAGGGAAUCUUGUUGGCACAUCGAAACGCUUUUUCUUAGAGGAGGAGGAUGAUGGUUCUUCUGUGCUUAUUCCGUGUGAUCAUUGGUUUGGGUUUGAUCGAGUUCCUCCUCCCGGUACUCAGCUGCGUACGACUGAACAAGCAGAGCAGAUAAUGGACAAAAAGCGUAACCGAACUGAAGAGACGAUUCAGAAACGCAUCAAUAAGCGCAUGAGGAAGACGGGCCAGAUCAUAAAGCCAACACCAUCCACAUCCACAUCCACCGGUGAAACAGCUGAGAAAGGUACGUAA